AUGAUUUUUGAAGCUUUGACUAAAUUAUUCCCAAUUGCAGUUCCUGAGACGUAUGUAAUUAAUAUAACAACCUGACAGGACUUAUACUAACUUUGUUUUAGGGGCUCACUCACAUUAGAAGAAGUUAAUAAUAUGACAAUUCUUCAAAGAUUAAAAUUAAGAGAUUGGAGAUUAGAAAUCUUUACAUUAGGAUUCAUCAUCUUAUUCUCAUUAUUUUUCAAAAUUGGCGAUAUUUAUAACCAAUCAAAAGUUACAUCAUUUCUUAAUGGUAUCAAACCAAGUUUAUCAAGACAAUUUUUUCAAUAUGGAGUUUCAAAAGAUAAAUUAUACAUUAAAGAUUCUUCAGAAAAUUAUUCAUCUUAUGCGACAGGUAGAUUAAACAUAUUCAAUGUGAAUAUUAAAUUUCAAUUAGCUCCAAGACAAAACGUAUUUGUAUGGAUUUUAGAAACAAUUUUUUCAUUUUUUACAACUUCAGUAUUACCACCUUCAGAUAAAGUUGAAAUUAUAAUUCAUCCAAGUGGAAAAUAUGAUAAUUUCAUCAGUGCAAUUGUAUCCAAGAUUGGUAUGAAUGAUGCUAGAAAAUUCAACUAUUUUUUAUCACUUUGUAAAACUUCAGAUUCGAAAAAUUUACCAAAUUCAUUUGUUUACAUGAGUGAAUCAAAUGAAAUACAAGAAAAAUUAACAACUGAAGAGUUGAAAAGAAAUUUAAGUGUUGAAAGUGCUAAUUUUAUAAAAUAUAUUGCUUUUACUGAUCAACCUAUUGAUCAUCCAGAAUCAAUAAGAGAAAUGAAACCAAUUAGAAAAGUUAUAAUUCAAUUAGAAUUAACAACUAAGAAAAAAGAUCUUGAAACUUUGAAUAAUGUUUUAGAUACUAUUUUUUCAAUCAUUGAUAAAUUAUCAGAUGGUGUGAUUAAUUUUAAACCUGAAACAUUGAAGAAAAUAGUCAAGACUAGAGAUUUAGAAGUUGAAAAAUUACAAAAAAUUGAACAAGAUUUAAAAAAUGAAAGAUUGGCUGAAGAACAAGCAAAAUUGAAAAGACAAGAACGUGAACAAUUGAGAAAUAUGUCUAGCGAAGAGCAAUUGAAAGCUGAAAAGAAAGCUGCUGAAAGAAGACAAAAAAAGAUGCAAAAAAAGCAGAGAAUUAAAAUGUAG
Messenger RNA from Insectozyma verbasci, 1152 nucleotides. The record is from the annotation of a GenBank genome assembly. NCBI's taxonomy places the organism in Eukaryota, Fungi, Ascomycota, Pichiomycetes, Serinales, Debaryomycetaceae.